Encephalitozoon cuniculi GB-M1 is the source of this 1398-nucleotide messenger RNA. RefSeq lists its product as uncharacterized. The transcript has a single exon. Lineage: Eukaryota; Fungi; Microsporidia; Unikaryonidae. Bases 1 to 1398 code for a protein of 465 amino acids. The record is from RefSeq and is marked provisional.
AUGAAACAGCUAGACCUUCUGAGGAGAUUUGUAUCUGGCCAGAAGAACCUGGAAAAAGAGUUUGUGGAGGCGCUUCUUAGGAAUGAUGUGGCAAGGAGCAUCGAGCUCGGGAAGAUGCUCUUUUCCAGAAGCCCCAUGUUCCUUGUGACCUCCCUCCUUGUCAGCUUUCUAGACAGCCCGACAGACGAGAGUAAGAAGAAUCUUUUCCUGAAGUCUCUGGAGAAUGCUACUAUCAAGAGCAAUCUGAUCUGGAUGCUGUACAAGAGAGGGCUGCUGGUCGAGGAUCUGCAUCACUAUGUCCAAAGAAUUGCUUUUAAGGACCAUAUGUAUUACCUCGUUCUCAAGGAAGCAUGCAUACACGGACACCAUGGGCUUCUUGAAAGAGGAGCGAUUCCAGAGUGUGUGGAGUUUCUUCUGGACAAUCUGGACGACUGGGACCUGUACAGGUAUGCGCUAGACAACGGGAUAGACCUUCGGAGGCGAGAAAGCCUGAACCAUGAGUAUUAUCUUCUUCACAAGCUGAAGGAGAGGGGCAGGGCCAUCGAGCUGCUGAAGUCAAGGUUAUGCUUCAAGGAGAUAGAAUACAUUGCUGAGAUGGUGGGUCUGGAAAGCCAUCCUCAAGAGGCAACCGACUGUGUGGUCCAGCUGAUGAGAAAUGGAUUUGGAGAGGACCUCUUAAGAAGGGCAUAUGGGGUGUAUGCGAAGGACCCGUCUGUGUUCAAUAUAAAGAUGUUGAUUGCAGUCCUAGUGUCGGCAAGAAGGGCACCGCUCCUCGGGGUGGCUCUGUAUCUAGCCUUCAAGCACAGGAGGGACCAUCAAGGGAACUAUGAGGUGCUCCUGAUCUUUGCAUUCCUGUGCAGAUACUUCUGCUUCUAUCCACACGUCCUAGAGUGCCUGGACUCCAUGGGUGUCAAGAAUGCGCAGGUGCCAAAUCUAUCGUUUAUCUGGUCUGACAUACUCAUUACCAAGGGAAUAAAGGACGACACUCGGAGGAAGGGAGCUAUCAACAACAUCCGGGGGUGCAUGGACGACCUAGACAACAGCAUCAGGCAUUUCAUAAGUGGUGGGAACUUUGCACAUGUUGUCGAUGCUCUGGAGCUUCGGAGGUCUCUCAAGGAAUCGGUGAUACUCAUGGAGCUGGAGAAGAGCAGAAUAAUUGGAAGCAACCCCAACAACAGUUUCCGCUAUCUUCUGGGGACGUGGGGAAGCUAUCUGUUUGAGAAGAUGACUGUCGAGAAAGUGCCCAAGGGGAAGGGGAUGUUUCUGACUGAUUUCUAUGUUUCAGGCUCCUGCAGCUUGGACGAGGUGUUGGAAAAUGGGCUAUGCACGAUUGAGUCGGAGGGUUUCAAGGCCUUCUUUGAAGAGAUGGUCCGGUAUCAAGAGAGCAUAAAUAAAUGA